Molecule: messenger RNA, 525 nt
Organism: Hevea brasiliensis (rubber tree)
Lineage: Eukaryota; Viridiplantae; Streptophyta; Magnoliopsida; Malpighiales; Euphorbiaceae
Exons: 1
Coding region: 1-525 (174 amino acids)
Molecular function (GO): RNA-DNA hybrid ribonuclease activity; nucleic acid binding
Source: RefSeq, a predicted model, not a curated record
AUGUCUAUACAGUCAUCAUCUCCCCCACAGCAUCCUCCAGUCUACCGUCCAUCCACUUGGACUCCACCUCCUUUUUCUCAAAUCAAAAUCAACUUUAAUGCUGCAGUGAAUAAGCAUCAUGGCUUUGGAGCUAUUACAGGUAUUGCCCGCAAUAAUUUGGGUCAUCCUAUUGCUUGGUUUUGCAAAAGGAUAAUUGACAUUAUUGACCCUAUGGUUUUAGAGUCGCUUGCUUGCCAUAAAGCUGCUCUUUUGGCUAAAAACAAAUCCUUUCAUCUUGUUUUCUUAGAAGGUGAUGCUCAGUUAGUAAUCCAAGCUACUAAGGGAGGUAUUAUUCAGAGUGAUCUUCAUGGUAUCUUUAAUGAUAUUGCCCAUUUAUCUUCUGAACUCUCUGAUAUUACUUUUAAUUGUGUUCCUAGAGCUUGUAAUAGUACUGCUCAUAAUAUUGCUAAGAAAAUGCUUCAGGAUGAUUCUUUUGCCUGUAAUCCUUUAGAGCAGACUAAUUUUGUAUUUUUCUCUUUAAAUUAA